GAACAAGUCAAUUGCUUUUAGCAGUCAUUUAAGUUCCCAAAUGUGAUGAGUUAUGUAGCCCAUAACAAUGUCCAUAUGAAGUUGACACUAGAAAAUCAACCGGUGAAGACAAACACAAACUUUGAAAUGUCACUUUUUUUCUUAGAUAUCCCCAAUAGUUUUUUUUUGUUUUCAUAAAGCUCAUUCAUAGAUUACCAAGAAGAGUUUUCUGAUAAUCCUCCAAAACCCAGUUUUUUAUUUCUCAAACUGAGAAGAAACAAGGCUCCAAAAGAAGAAGAGAGAAAAGCUCACCUCAAUGAUAUAACCAUCUUCAAAGCUCUCUUGUUUCUUUCAAUCCAGAGGAACCCAUAUCUUCAGUUGUGUAGAGAUUGAAAAAAAUGAUGUCAAACGAGGUUGCCCAAGAAGCAGAUUCAAGAAACUGUGAGAAAUCUAAGGAGCUGAUGGUGGAGAUUGAGUCGAUUGCUGAAAACUCUGAUGGUGGCAGAAACAGACGAGCAACAGAACCAAUGAAGAAAACUAAGAAGUUGAGAUCAAUCAAAAGCUUAAAAUCAAGCAAAAAAUGGGGCAAUUCUCCAGUUUGUCGCCCUCGUGGUGGUUUACCUAGAUAUGCAGCCGCAAGUUCGGACGAGUUAACUCCAGUGGAGAUAUCAGAUUCAUCGUCCAAUUUUAUUUACCAGAAUCACCAGGUAGCAGCACUCAGAAUUUUGACAAGACGACCUAGUCUAAAGCUUACAAAAACUAUAACAAGAAUGCCUAGCAAGAAACUCAAGAGACCUGUCGUGAGGAAAUUGCGAGGAGGAGUUGACCCGAAGAAGAGAUUGAAGAAGGCAAGAUCAGUAAAGCUCGCAAAUUUUGCAAGCUCAAGAACAUAUAGGAGCAAAGAUGAUGGUUCUGGAUGCGAUCAGGAUUCAAGAACAUAUAGUGAUGCAGAAAUUUCGGCGCACUAUUCUGAGGUGGCAAUCUCUUGUAGUUCAAGAAAGAUUCAGUUUCAGGAAAUUUCCCAUUUUCCUGAGUUCAGUAUUAAUGGUGAUCAAGAUUGGAAAAAUACAAGGAUUGCAAAACCAAAGAUCCUUCUUGCUAGAAACAAGUCUUUAAGGGGUCUUAAAAAAAGCCCGAGUUUGAGAUCUUCAAGGACCAUAACUAGAAUGGCUAAUUUGAAAUCGAAGGUUCAUCCCAGUCAACACUCAAACGUUCACCAAGCUACAUGUUCUUCAGCUCUUAAAGACUCCAGGUUGCAUGAUCGCAGUAAGCUUCAACUAGCAAGAAACGAAUCCGAAGGAGUUUCAGCCAAAAAGGUUUGUCCAUAUACUUACUGUUCUCUUCAUGGCCAUCGGCAUGCCACUGUACCUCCACUGAAGCGCUUUGUAUCAAUGCGAAGGCAUGUAUUGAAGACUCAGAAAAGCAUAAAACCUGAAAAUCGAGUUCCACUUAAGUCAAGGCGUCCUGCUAAAAAGAAUAAAGGAGUUCAGACUUGCGAAAGUAUAGAUGCUGUAUAUCAAGAAACUCCCAUUGACAGUGUAUCUUCCUCAGGUGGACCACCCAGUGAGAGAGUAUCAACCCGCAGUCCAGCUGCUGCUGAUGUCAGUGAGCCGAUGGAGCAACCAUCUUUUUCCAGAGAAGAAAAGAAAGACGAUUCUAAGGCAGAGAGUGUGCUUGUUAUCUCUGAAAACUCUUUGUCGACAUUUACCAAUAAUCUACCCUCCAGAGCCAAAAUGGAAAAGCAGAAAAGUAAUGCAUUUUGGCAUCUGAUUUAUCAGCAUAUGGUAACAGGUCUCACUGCAGAAGGAGAAACACUGCAGGUAGAUGAGGAAAACCAUGUGAAGGAUAUGCACGAAAUGCAUAGAGGGAAUAGUUCUGGCUCUUGUGAGGACUUCUCUGGAUCUGAUCAUAUUAUUGGUAUGGAAGAUCAAGAUGCAACUGGCAAGAAGAUUGAAUUCACUAAGAGUGAUGCAGUUAAGCUCGUUCAACAGGCAUUUGACAAGAUUCUGUCAGAAAUUCCAGAUCAGUCAUCUGAUGAUCAAUCAAUUGAAAGUGAGAUGAAUUCAGAACAGGAACUUGAAUUGAGGAAUUGUGGCGAAGGUGGACUGAGCAGUUCAACUUCCUUCAGCUCUCUUAUGGACAGUGAAGCACAAGGCAGCGAUGAAAUGGAGCAUGAAGUUAAAAAUGCUAUUAUCUCUGAAGAAAAAUCAAAAUCAAAUGGCCGAAGCAAAUCUAACCAACAAACACCCAAGAGCUGGAGCAACCUGAAAAAGUUGAUUAUUCUCAAGAGAUUUGUCAAGGCCUUAGAAAAAAUGAAAAACAUUAAUCCAAGAAAACCACGCAAUCUAUCCGUGGAGCCUCACCCAGAAGCAGGAAAGAUUCAUCUCAGGCAUCAGACCCAGGGAGAAAGGAAAAAUUGUGAAGACUGGAUGCUUGAUUAUGCACUUCGAAAGGUUAUCACAACACUGGCUCCAUCCCAGAAAAGAAAAGUAGCUCUCCUCGUUCAGGCUUUUGAAACUGUCAUGCCACUUCCUGAAGUAGGAUAUUCUCCAAGGCCUGAGACAGAAGCAUCCUCUCAUGGAACUCCUUUUCAAGCUUGUAUUCAUUCUCCUGUUCAAACAGGUGUUGGAAUAGGAGCAGAUAAAACUUUGAGGAUCUUUCAUGAAAAGAUAUUGCAUCAUGAGACUAGUUUGAAAGAGACCCUGAGUAAAGUUAGUAAUUCCUGCACUACAAAGCAGCAUAUUCCAACUGCAUGUCUAGAGAUUAAAACUGAAAAUUCUGAGUGUUGUUUAAAUAAACAAGCACCAUCCAUUUCUGCUUCUGGGAUCAAUGACAGAGACUUGAUAAGAGAGGAGGAUGUUCCAGUUUCUUGUCAUGUUGAUGUGAAGAAUAAUUCUAUGCUCACAGAUGAUGAGGAUGAACCCGUCAAUUUCCAUUCAUCAGUUCCUGAGGAGUUCAUGCUGAAGGAUGAAUCCUCUGCAAGAGGUAGAUCUGCUGAGGAAAUCCCAACGAAGGAAAAACUUAGUGAAGUUCCUGGAGAAGAAAGUUUAGUUUUUGGAUUAGAAGCCAAUAAAAAUGCUUCUGAAUUUAAUCCAAACAGGUCUAAGUCAGUUGUUAGUUUAAUUGGUACAAUUGGUGAAGAACACAAUAAACACAGAACACUGAAAGCACCAAAUGAAGAAGGAGAUAGGCCUUACUGUGGAUUCCCCCCAGAGUCUCUUCCACUUGAAGAAUGCGAAUCCCAUCAUACCACUGAUGCAGGACAUGACACCAAAUUGGAAAAACAAAGGUAUAAAAGGCUCUGGUACUUGAUACAUAAGCACCUGUCGUCAGGUAAUUAUACAGAAGAUGGAAUCCAAACAACACCUGAAGAAGCAAGAAAGGAAGAACAGAAUGAUGAUAACAAAUCCCUGCAAAGGAGAAAUUUUGAUGGCCAGUCAGUUGUUUUUGAGAAAGAUUGGGAUAUUAAUAUGGAUACUUGUAAAGCGAAUGGUCAAAAGAUGGAACUCCACCACAUUGAAGCCAUAAAGCUGGUAGAAAAGGCCAUUGAUGAAAUUCCUCUUCCAGACAUCCAAGAUGAUUGUCCUGAUGAUCACUCAAUCAAUGGUGACCUACAUUCAGAUCAGAGGGUACAUGAGAGGACAUAUGCUGAAGGACAGAGAUUCUUAACCUCAACGUCAGCAGAUACUUCUAAAGAUAGCUUAGGAGAAUCAAACCCCAAUUAUAUGCAGAAUAAUGCAAAGGAUUUGAAGGAAAGAUCUCAUGAAUCUUACAACAUCAUCAAUUGCAUAGACAGAAAAACAGAGCCGAAGGCUGAAGAUCAAUCAAAGCUACAACCUCAAAAAAAUUGGAGCAAUCUGAAAAAAGCUAUCAUGCUUAGGAGAUUUGUCAAGGCACUAGAGAAAGUAAGAAAAUUCAAACCUGUGGAUCCGCAACCGCUGAAAUCAUUCAAUCCUGCGGAGCCACGAUUUUUGCCACUGAAUUCAGAUCCGGAAGCAGAAAAGGUUCAUCUAAAGCAUCAAAGCAUGGAAGACAGGAAACUUGCAGAGGAAUGGAUGCUUGAUUAUGCACUUCAACAAGUUGUUUCGAGAUUAAAUCCAGCUCGGAAAAGAAAAGUAGCUCUACUUGUAGAAGCUUUUGAAACAGUCAUGCCAACAGCAUAAUAGAACCAGGGUUCUGUCCUUCGGAUUCAUGCAAAACCUGUUCAAGUCAAAAGUCAAUUACUCUGUGUUUGUGUGUGCAUAUUUCCUUGAGAUUAUGAAGAACUUCUUUUGCUACUGUAGUAGAUUGGGAGCAAGUCAUAGUUAAAUUAAAAUACUAAAGAACUUAAAUAUAUUUUUUGUAAUUUUAUUAGCAUAUUGCACUUUUGCAGCUGUGCUCUGUAGCAGAACAACCGGAAUCUUUUUCAAUCUAGAAUAAACUUUUUAUUUCUCAUAAA
This is a messenger RNA of Carica papaya (papaya), 4417 nucleotides long. Its product is annotated as calmodulin binding protein PICBP-like. The record is from RefSeq and is a predicted model, not a curated record. Lineage: Eukaryota; Viridiplantae; Streptophyta; Magnoliopsida; Brassicales; Caricaceae. Gene Ontology annotation, molecular function: calmodulin binding.